Prorocentrum cordatum is the source of this 711-nucleotide messenger RNA. NCBI's taxonomy places the organism in Eukaryota, Dinophyceae, Prorocentrales, Prorocentraceae. The record is from the annotation of a GenBank genome assembly.
GGGAGGAGGCAGAGGGUGCGCAGGCCCACCCGACAGUAAGACUUCUACUCCGUAGCCAGGUUGGCUCAAGUUCGGCCCACGCGCGCACAGACCAGAAGUCGUCGGCAGCGCCGCUGCUUCCUCACCCACGCAGCAGAGAUGGCACCGAUGAUGAAGUCCACGGUCAUGACCAAGAGCGCCCUCACCGCAGCGCUCGCGGAGGCUUGCGAGGUGAAGAGGGGCGUCAUCGGCACGGCCUUGAGCACUCUGGCGAGCAUUGCAACGACAGAGGCGAAGAAGAACGGCAAGUUCGUCAUCCCGGGCGUUGCGAUGAUCAAGACCCGCCAGAAGAAGGCCACCAAGGCUGGCAAGCGCGAGAUCUUCGGCAAGGUCGUCAUGGUGAAGGCGAAACCAGCCAAGACCAUCGUCAAGGCUUUCCCCGCGAAGGCCCUCAAGGAUGAGUUCUGAGGGCCUCCCAGUCUGAGGCGAGCCCUUCGAAGAGGUUCAGUGUGUGCUCCCCCAGGUGCUCGUCCAUCCCUCCCUUCGAGGAGUCGUUGUGUUCUCUUGUUCAGGUUGACUGGCGGUGCGUGGUUAUGCAUGGCCUUCUUGUCCCAGGACGCUCGGCGAGGGCGACUACAUGUAUUCCACACCCUUCUCGCAGAGGAAAGCAUCGCUGCACCCCCCAUGCACCAAUCACGAAGACUCCAUGUCGUGAGACUAUGAGAAUAAGGA